Zingiber officinale is the source of this 1068-nucleotide messenger RNA. RefSeq names its product corepressor interacting with RBPJ 1-like. Lineage: Eukaryota; Viridiplantae; Streptophyta; Magnoliopsida; Zingiberales; Zingiberaceae. The transcript has 5 exons. The record is from RefSeq and is a predicted model, not a curated record. Bases 234 to 851 code for a protein of 205 amino acids.
CGCCGGGCUCAAUCUUUUGAUUCUCGAUUUGGUGCUUCGCUCGAUCGUUUCGUGGUCUCCAGAGACCUUUUACGCCCGUCUCUUCCUUGGGGUUACCAAGGGUUUGUUUUGGAGAUCUGCCCAAAGGAAUCCGGAAUUUCCAAACGGGAAGUCUAUCUUCUUCAAGUCCUCACCGUCUGUUCGAGCCGUUUUUCUGGAUUUCCUCUCGAUCCAGGGGUGUUUAGAGUUCCAAAAUGGGUAAGAAUCAGGCUUACAAGGCGAUGCAGAGGUCGAGGCUAGGUUCGUCCUCUGCUGGGCCGGAGGAGGUCGAGGACGGAAUGACGGAUGGUUCAUUUCAUUCACCAGAGUGGCAUGCUGCUCGUUUGGCCAGCUUAAAAACAUCCCACACCGUAACAUGGGAAGAAUUCAAGAAAAAACAGAAGGAGGAUGAGCUCAAAAGAGAUGAGCUUGAGGCUGACAAGGAUAGAAUGAUGAGAGAAUACAGAGCUCAGUUAGAUGCUGAAAGGGCUAGGAAGCUGGCCCUUGGAAGAAACCACUCUGCCAGUAAAUCACAUCACAAAAAAGACCGGAAGAGUAAAGAGUCAAAGAAACGAAGUAGCAAGAAGAGAAAGCACAAGAGAUCAUCUGAGUCAAGCUCCUCUGGUUCGCCCUCUGAAUCAUCGAGCAGUGAUGAUGAUUACGACAGCAAUGAUGUUAAAGAAUCAAGGAGAUCUAGAUCUAAGAGAUCAAAGAAGAAAAGGAAGCAUAGAUCAAGGGCAAAACACUCGAGCAGCAGCUGCAGCGACAGUGAGGAGAGUGACGGGCCAGUACGACUCUCCAAGUUCUUCGGAGUUACAGUUGCAAAGAGAUAGACCUUGCCAGUGCCUGGUGCCUUCAAUCAAUGGUUCCCUCACACUUGUGCCUUGUGGAUGUCUCCCUUCUGAUGAAUGUGAAAUUGGUUGUCAGCCUUGUAUCUCUAGAUUCAGAAUUGUGAUAUCAUUUGGGAUGCUACUAGGAAAACAUAUUGCAAUCUUUCUGUGCUUUAACAUUAAUUCCAGUAAUUUUCAAAUUGUCGAAUUAAUUACAAUU